Parnassius apollo (apollo) is the source of this 498-nucleotide messenger RNA. The record is from the annotation of a GenBank genome assembly. NCBI's taxonomy places the organism in Eukaryota, Metazoa, Arthropoda, Insecta, Lepidoptera, Papilionidae.
AUGGAUUUAAAGUUGCAGGAAUAUGGCCAUUUAAUGAUAAUAUUUUUGGCGAAUGAUAGGCCUUAUGUAGAUGCUAACACCGUUACGCACACCAGAUUUGAUGUGGCUGAAAUACAACCAAAUAUUGCUCUACCUGGACCAUCACAAUAUGCAAAUAUUGAACAACAAUAUGACAAUAACCAAGUAGCAAUAGAAUCUCCAGCACCAUCUACAUCCACUGGUACUAUAGACACAGACAAAAAUAUCCUUAUGUCACCUGAAGCCAUUCGUCCUUUUCCAAAGGCCCCACCACGUAAGAAUAAUACUACUAGAAAUAGAAAAGGUAAGACAAGAGUCUUAACCGAUACUCCUGAAAAAGAGGAAUUGGAGCUUUUAGCUGCUAAAAAAAGAAAAAAAGAAGUAAAUAAAAAAAAAACAAAUCUGUCAAGAAGCGUGUUUUUAAGAAAAAAGUUGAGAGAGAAAGUAGUAGUUCUGAGGAUGAAACUGAUGUUAUCUUAG